CUCUUCCGCGCGGUGGUUGUGAGGGCGGCGCGACGGCCUCGGGAGACCGGGCAGCGCGGAGCUGUAUAGUUAAAAAUGUGCUGUGAAAUAAAGAGGAGGUUUUUGCUGCUUUAUGCAACACAGAAGGGACAGGCAAAAGCCAUAGCUGAGGAAAUAUGCCAGCAGGCAGAUGCACAUGGAUUUGAACCUGAUAUUCACUGUAUAACUGAGUCUGACAAGUAUAAUCUGGUAACAGAAAAGGACCCUCUUGUUAUUGUUAUUUCCACUACUGGUACUGGAGACCCUCCAGACACAGCUUGCAAGUUUGUUAAGGAAAUUAAAAACAAGACCCUGCCACCUGAUCAUUUUGCACAUCUACGUUAUGGAUUGUUAGGUCUGGGAGAUUCUGAAUACAUGUUCUUCUGCAAUGGUGGGAAGAUAGUAGACAAACGACUCCAGGAACUCGGUGCACAGCAUUUCUAUGAGACUGGACUGGCGGAUGAUUGCGUAGGUUUGGAAAUAGUGGUUGAGCCAUGGAUCGAUGGGCUUUGGCUUGCCCUUAGAAGAGAAUUUACGUCACGGAACAUAAAAGAAGACAUGAGCAACAAUCUCAGGGCUGUGUCUAAUGGUGUCUCUGCAAUGACUGUAGACCCAAGCAUGUCAGGAGCAUGCAGCUUAGACUCAGAAAUACAGCAUUUGAAGCUAGAAGAUUUAGAAGUGAAGGCUACUGAUACUUUAUCCCAAAGACCAGCUAAUGUUCAUUCUGUCGUGUCUGUUCAAAAUACUGAACCUUCACUUGAUCGAUCAGUCCCUCCUCUUUCAAAGUCCACUCUUAAUAUUCCUGCUCUGCCAUCAGAAUAUAUAGAUGUACAGUUUCAGGACAGCACUGGCCAGGAACUGAGUGUGUCCUCAUUGAUUUCAGAUGGUACAGUCUUCCAUGUUCCAGUGACCAAAGCAGUUCAGCUCACUAGGGAAGAUGCAGUAAAAACAGCUUUGCUGUUAGAACUUGAUAUUUCAAAAACAACAUUUUGCUACCAACCUGGAGAUGCCUUCUGUGUCAUAUGUCCCAACAAUGCCAGGGAGGUGCAAGAACUUCUUCAUAUCUUGGGACUUUCAGAAAGGAAAGAGUGCUUCGUUUGCUUAAAAAUUAAACAAGCCACUAAAAAGAAAGGAGCAGCUCUGCCAGAGCAUAUACCUGAAGGAAGUACCGUGGAAUUUAUUCUUACCUGGAGUCUGGAAAUAAGAGCAGUUCCCAAAAAGGCAUUUUUACGAGCUCUUGUAGAAUACACCAGUGAUGCCAGAGAAAAGCGAAGGCUUCAGGAGCUGUGCAGCAAACAAGGAGCCUCUGAUUACAAUAGUUUCAUCAGAGACCCUAAUAUCUGCUUAUUAGAUUUACUCCAUGUUUUUCCAACGUGCAGACCUCCACUUAAUCUGCUGAUAGAACAUCUUCCUAAACUGCAAGCCAGGUCCUAUUCAGCUUCAAGCUCCAAUUUAUUUCAACCAGGAAAACUGCAGUUUGUUUUUAAUGUUGUGGAGUUUCCAUCCUCCCCAUCUCGACUGGUUUCACGAAAAGGAGUGUGUACAGGUUGGCUUGCUGAGUUAGUUGAACCAAUGCUUCAGCCACAUAAAAACUCUCUAAACACAAAGGAAGGAAAAUCAUCAACUGUAAAGGUCUCUAUUUUUGCUCGUCCAAUCAACACUUUCCACUUACCUUCAGAUCCAUCUGUCCCUUUUAUGAUGGUGGGUCCAGGAACUGGAGUUUCACCUUUUAUUGGUUUCCUGCAACAUAGACAGAAACUCCAAGAAGAGCAUACGGACUGGAAUUUUGGAGAGACAUGGCUGUUUUUUGGCUGCCGACAUCAGGACAGAGACUACUUAUUCAGAGAUGAGCUCAGAAGUUUUGUUGAAAAUAGCACAUUAACUCAUCUUAAGGUUUGUUUCUCAAGAGACCCUCCAGCUGCAGCAGAAAAAAAUCCAACCACAUAUGUGCAAGACAACAUUCGACUUUGUGCUAAAGAGGUUGCCAGAGUCCUGCUGAAGGAGAGAGGUUGUUUCUAUGUAUGUGGAGAUGCAAAGCACAUGGCUAAAGAUGUGAAUGAUACUUUAGUGGACAUUUUAAGCACUGAUGCUGGAGUUGACAAAUUGGAAGCAAUGAAAAUCCUGGCUACAUUACGACAAGAAAAACGCUAUCUCCAGGAUGUCUGGGCCUAA
Messenger RNA from Emys orbicularis (European pond turtle), 2190 nucleotides. RefSeq names its product 5-methyltetrahydrofolate-homocysteine methyltransferase reductase (gene MTRR). Gene Ontology annotation, biological process: homocysteine metabolic process. The transcript has 15 exons. Lineage: Eukaryota; Metazoa; Chordata; Testudines; Emydidae. The record is from RefSeq and is a predicted model, not a curated record. Bases 76 to 2190 code for a protein of 704 amino acids. Gene Ontology annotation, cellular component: cytosol. Gene Ontology annotation, molecular function: flavin adenine dinucleotide binding; FMN binding; [methionine synthase] reductase (NADPH) activity.